Molecule: messenger RNA, 630 nt
Organism: Aspergillus candidus
Lineage: Eukaryota; Fungi; Ascomycota; Eurotiomycetes; Eurotiales; Aspergillaceae
Exons: 3
Coding region: 55-534 (159 amino acids)
Molecular function (GO): RNA binding; RNA nuclease activity
Source: RefSeq, a predicted model, not a curated record
CUUCUUGAUUGAUGUGUUUUUUUGUCUAAGUGUUGAUUCUGCUAUACAUACACAAUGAAGGUCAUCAACAUCCUGGGUUUGGCUGCUUCGGCGGCGGUCGCUUCUGCACUUGCGGCCAACAAUGGCUCUGAUAUUCAGAAGUUGCCGGCUAAGGAUGUGAUUAUUGAUUGUGAUGGCCCCGCCAAAUACGACGGCACAGCAGUAACCGCCGCCGCCGAACAAGCCUGGAGCAUGUGGCUCAAGGGCGAAAAGAAGGGCCACGACGACAACAUCCCCGAAGCGCAGUACCCGCACAACAGCAUCCCGCUGCAGUCCGGCGACCACUUCAAGAACGACUGCGACAACGACGCGGACACCGUGAUCCAGUUCCCGAUUAUUGGGGACGGCGUGUAUGAUGGGAGCCAGGAGCAGGGGAUGGAUCGGGUUGCGUUGAAGGACAUGGGGGAUAAGAGGUCGGCGGUGUUUUGUGGGUUGGUUACUGAGCGGGAUGCGGAUGAGGCAUCGCGUGGUAUUUCGCAGUACCGCAUGUGCUGAAUUGAUUCAUGCUGUCGUCAAAUUGUCAAGUCAAUUCUUGUGGACGAUUGACUAUCCAACCCCGAUUUAUCUCAGAAAUGGUUUUCAUGACAAUGC